Molecule: messenger RNA, 2520 nt
Organism: Danaus chrysippus (African queen)
Lineage: Eukaryota; Metazoa; Arthropoda; Insecta; Lepidoptera; Nymphalidae
Source: the annotation of a GenBank genome assembly
AUGGGGAUGAUGGAUAUGAUGGGGGUGAUGGGGAUGAUAGGGAUGAUUGGGUUGAUGGGGAUAAAGGGGGUUAUGGGGGUGAUGUGGAUGAUGGGAAUGACAGGAUGUGAUGGAGAUGAUGGAAAUGAUUGGUGUGAUGGGGAUGAUGGAGAUGAUGGAGAUGAUGGAGAUGAUGGGGAUGAGGGGGGUGAUGUGGAUUAUGGAGACGAUGUGAAUGAUGUGGAUGAUGUGGAUGAUGUGGAUGAUGUGGAUGAUGGAGAUGAUGAAGAUGAUGGGGAAGAUUGGUGUGAUGGGGAUAAAGGGGGUGCUGGGGAUGAAGGGCAUGAUGGGGGUGAUGUGGAUGAUGUCGAUGAUGGGGAUGAUGGAUAUGAUGGAGAUGAUGGGGAUGAUGAUGAUGGGGAUGAGGAGAAUGAUGUGGAUGUUGAAGAUGAUGGGUGUGAUGGGGAUGAUGGAGAUGAUGGGGAUGAAUGGAGAGAUGGGGAUGAUGUGGAUGAUGUGGAUGAUGUGGAUGAUGGAGAUGAUAAAGAUGAUGGGGAUGAUGGGUGUGAUGGAGAUGAUGGGGAUGAUGGAGAUGAUGGAGAUGAUGGAGAUGAUGGAGAUGAUAGGGAUGAUGGGGAUGAUGGGGGUGAUGUGGAUGAUGUGGAUGAUGUAGAUGAUGGGGAUGAUGGAUAUGAUGGAGAUGAUGGGGAUGAUGAUGAUGGGGAUGAGGAGAAUGAUGUGGAUGUUGAAGAUGAUGGGUGUGAUGGGGAUGAUGGAGAUGAUGGGGAUGAAUGGAGUGAUGGGGAUGAUGUGGAUGAUGUGGAUGAUGGAGAUGAUAAAGAUGAUGGGGAUGAUGGGUGUGAUGGAGAUGAUGGGGAUGAGGGGGGUGAUGUGGAUGAUGGAGACGAUGGAGAUGAUGUGGAUGAUGUGGAUGAUGGAGAUGAUGAAGAUGAUGGGGAGGGUGAUGGAGAUAAUGGAGAUCAUGGGGAUGAUGGAUAUGAUGGGGAUGAUGGAGUUGAUGGAGAUGAUGGAGAUGAUAGGGAUGAUGGGGAUGAUGGGGGUGAUGGGGAUGAAGGGGGUGAAGGAGAUGAUGGAGAUGAUGGGGAUGAUGGAGAUGAUGGAGAUGAUGGAGAUGAUAGGGAUGAUGGGGAUGAUGGGGAUGAUGGGGGUGAUGGGGAUGAAGGGGGUGAUGGGGAUGAUGGGUGUGAUGGGGAUGAUGGAGAUGAUGGAGAUGCUUGGGAAAAUGGAGGUGUAGGGAAGAUGGGGGGUGAUGGAGAUAAUGGAGAUCAUGGGGAUGAUGGAUAUGAUGGGGAUGAUGGAGUUGAUGGAGAUGAUGGAGAUGAUAGGGAUGAUGGGGGUGAUGGGGAUGAAGGGAGUGAAGGAGGUGAUGGGGAUGAUGGAGAUGAUGGAGAUGAUGGAGAUGAUGGAGAUGAUAGGGAUGAUGGGGAUGAUGGGGGUGAUGGGGAUGAAGGGGGUGAUGGGGAUGAUGGGUGUGAUGGGGAUGAUGGAGAUGAUGGAGUUGCUUGGGAUAAUGGAGGUGUAGGGAAGAUGGGGGUCAUGUGGAUGAUGGGGAUGAUGGAGGAGAUGUGGAUGAUUGGGGUGAUGGGUAUGAUGAUGAUGGGGAUGAGGAGAAUGAUGUGGAUGAUGAGGAUGAUGUGUGGUGAUGGAGAUAAUGGAGAUCAUGGGGAUGAUGGAUAUGAUGGGGAUGAUGGAGUUGAUGGAGAUGAUGGAGAUGAUAGGGAUGAUGGGGAUGAUGGGGGUGAUGGGGAUGAAGGGGGUGAAGGAGAUGAUAGGGAUGAUGGAGAUGAUGGAGAUGAUGGAGAUGAUGGAGAUGAUAGGGAUGAUGGGGAUGAUGGGGGUGAUGGGGAUGAAGGGGGUGAUGGGGAUGAUGGGUGUGAUGGGGAUGAUGGAGAUGAUGGAGAUGCUUGGGAUAAUGGAGGUGUAGGGAAGAUGGGGGUCAUGUGGAUGAUGGGGAUGAUGGAGGAGAUGUGGAUGAUUGGGGUGAUGGGGAUGAUGAUGAUAGGGAUGAGGAGAAUGAUGUGGAUGAUGAGGAUGAUGGGAUGUGAUGGAGAUGAUGGAAAUGAUUGGUGUGAUGGGGAUGAUGGAGAUGAUGGAGAUGAUGGGGAUGAGGGGGGUGAUGUGGAUGAUGGAGACGAUGUGGAUGAUGUGAAUGAUGUGGAUGAUGGAGAUGAUGAAGAUGAUGGGGAAAAUUGGUGUGAUGGGGAUAAAGGGGGUGAUGGGUAUGAAGGGCAUGAUGGGGGUGAUGUGGAUGAUGUGGAUGAUGGAGAUGAUGGGGAUGAUGGAUAUGAUGGAGAUGAUGGGGAUGAAUGGGGAGAUGGGGAUGAUAUGGAUGAUGGAGAUGAUGGAAAUGAUGGGGAUGAUGGAGAUGAUGGAGAUGCUUGGGAUGAUGGGGGUGUAGGGAGGAUGGGGGUUAUGGGGGUGAUGUGGAUGAUGGGGAUGACAGGUGUGAUGGGGAUGAUGGAGAUGGUGGGGAUGAAGGGGGUGAUGGGGAUGAUGGAAAUGAUUGGUGUGAUGAGAUGA